GCCGUGACGACUGAGGGCCGGCGGUGGCCGGGAGGGCUCAGUCCAGCCGCGGCCGCCUCCGCAGCAUGGUGGGUCUCGCCGUGCUCCCGGCCGCUGGCCUGCUCUACUGGGUGGGUGCGCUGAGUGCUGUCUACGCGGCGGCGCUGACCUCCUACCGCCUUCUCACCGGUCUUCGUCUCUGGUUCCUGAGGAGUGGCAACGCUGCUGUGGGACCGGCCCUGGGCGCCUGGGCAGUGGUCACAGGAGCUACUGAUGGGAUUGGGAAAGCCUAUGCAGAAGAGUUAGCAAGACGUGGAAUGAAGGUGGCUCUAAUCAGUAGGUCAAAAGACAAGCUGGACCAGGUGGCUAGUGAAAUAAGGGAGAAGUACAAAGUGGAAACCAAAGUCAUUGUGGCAGACUUCGGGGAGAGAGAAGAUAUUUACAGCAGAAUCAAAGCAGGACUGGAAGGCCUGGAGAUAGGUGUUUUAGUCAACAAUGUGGGGGUAUCCUACGGUUAUCCUGAAUAUUUUCUUGAUGUUCCAGACCUGGAUAAGACAAUUGACCAGAUGAUCAACAUUAACAUCAUGUCUGUUUGUAAGAUGACACGACUGGUGCUGCCCGGCAUGCUGGAAAGAUCCAAAGGGGUCAUCCUGAAUAUUGCUUCAGCUGCUGGGAUGUAUCCAACACCACUGCUGACUCUUUACUCUGCAACCAAGGCUUUUGUGGAUUACUUCUCCCGUGGCCUCCAUGCCGAAUACAAGAGCAAGGGCAUCUUUGUGCAGAGCGUCCUCCCCUAUUACGUGGCCACAAAGAUGUCCAAGAUCCGCAAGCCGACCUUUGAUAAGCCCAGUCCUGAGACCUAUGUCAGAGCUGCCCUGGGCACCGUGGGCCUGCAGACCCAGACCAAUGGCUGCCUGCCACAUGCACUCAUGGGCUGGUUUUUCUCUCUUCUCCCUUCUCCUACUGCCAUUAACUUACUCAUGAAAACAAACAAACAAAUUCGAGCUCAUUACUUGAAGAAAAUGAAGGAGAAAUAAGUUGGAGGCAGCUUGGAAGCUUGAAAGUCCUGCAAAUUCCAGCGCUGCAGCACCAAGCGGACUCCAAUGCUUUAACCAUCUUCAGUCGUGGGUGUACUUUCUAACAAGCAGAACAGGAAGGGAUAGAGUUUGAGACUGUGGACUUCUAAUAGUGGUUUUAAAAUAGACUUUCUUUGUUCAUAGCCAAUCUAAGGCUGGGGGGGGAAGUGCUUUGGACUAAAAAUCACUGUGCUUUAAGAAAUGCUCACCAAGGACUUUGAUCAGACAUUUCUCUCAGCUUGCCUAUAGAGCAUCCAUCGCAUCUCUGCAUCCAGUGUGUAUGGGGGAGGGGGAGGAAAGUGGCAGUUCUCUUGCCUCCCUGGGCAAGAGUGGGAAGGGAAUAUCUUCACCAAGGUAACCCAGCACUGCUGACAGAUGAUUACUUCUUCCCUACUCACCUUCUGGAUACCUGCAGAGAUCCUGCCUUGUCAGCCACCUCAUGAGUGCUUCUCCAGGGUGAUUUUGGGGUUAUGAACUCGAGGGUAAAAUUGGCCAAAAGCUCAUCUAUAAAUAUCUGCAUAAAAUAACACGACAACAGAAACAUUUACCUGGAUUCUAACUUUCCAUUCCUCUGUAAUCUCCACAGUUUGUAAUAAGAAGAAUGUGUCUACAAGCUCGGUGCCAGCUCUUUCUUGAUAGGUGGUGAUACCACAAUGUAGAUAAGUGUCACACCUGUGUCACCUUGCUGGCUACUGUGGUGAGUGCUUUAAAUGCAGAGCUUGAAAUGAGUUACUCAGACUUGUUUCUGAAAUCUCUCUCCAUCUGUCUUUGCUGAGGUCCUCUGAAACAGGCAUAUUUGAGAUAGCCUUAAAAAAGAGACUGAAACUUUGAAUAUCUUGCAUAUCUUGAACUGACUUUUUGUGUCUUGAGCUGUUUCAUUUGAUUCUGUUCCGAAAUGCAAUCCUUCAGAAGUUUCCCCAGCUCCAGGAGAACAAGGAUCUCAGAGUACAUGAGAAAUCUGAGCUGCUCUUCUCUCUGUUUACCUACUCCUUAAAUAUUUUGGUCUCAUACGUUCCUUUUUUGUUACAAACAUAAAAAAGGAGCUGAAACUCUGCAAGCCAAAUCACAAACAUCUCCCUCUGUUUUCUGUGUUGACUUCCUCCACUUGAAGAGUGCAGGUUGCUGCCUGUCUUCAUAAGGAUUCAUUUUAAGCUCUGGUUUGGAAGCAGAAGAGGUGAUUUGGGGGCUAACAUUUCUGUACAUUGACAAAAACCUGAAUACCGAUGCAAUGGUGCUGAUCAAUUCCAAGAUGCAGAUCCUAUCCCAGUGGUGUUCUUCAUGUUUUGGAACAGGGAUGAUGAAGUCAGUGGUGGUAGUUCUGUAAAGAGCACCUGGCUUGGUUUGCUCUGGAUCUGAUGUGGAAGCUAUCAGACUAAAUCUGAAUGUUUCUGACUUUGUCCAACAAAUAAAAUGGAAUUUACUCUGAGUAUA
Molecule: messenger RNA, 2486 nt
Organism: Pogoniulus pusillus (Red-fronted tinkerbird)
Lineage: Eukaryota; Metazoa; Chordata; Aves; Piciformes; Lybiidae
Gene: HSD17B12
Product: hydroxysteroid 17-beta dehydrogenase 12
Exons: 11
Coding region: 66-1016 (316 amino acids)
Cellular component (GO): endoplasmic reticulum
Molecular function (GO): oxidoreductase activity
Source: RefSeq, a predicted model, not a curated record